GCUUCUUUUUGAUUGACAGGCUGCGUGGUGCUACUAAUGAAGGCUUGUAUGCAGAUGAGGGGCUGAGGUCGUCUCUAGAGCAACGCUGCGCUGUCUAACCUGGUGACCUCUACCAUGGCUUUCUGACUGCUACAGGUCAUUUAUCAUGGAUCAGUAAUGGUGACGCACAGUUGUUCUAUAGCAGAAGCCGAUGCUAAUACAGUGAGUGAAUACUGGGCCUGUGCCAGGACUGAAAUGGUCCAGGUGAGGACAUCAGGAGAGGACACUGCACUGUGUCUCUUCUGUUGGGGGUCUCGGACUGACAUAGCCUCGGCCAAUCAUAGCCUGAGUUAGAGGUGGCGGCCCAUAGGGGGCGUGAUGGCGGCCAUGCCGUUCGUCAGCGAGGGAAAGUGUGUGAGUGUGGAGUGGGAUUUCUUACAGGGACUACUCGCCAAACCACCCACCUUACCCUGCUUGCAGAAUUUGAGGAAGGAGAAGUCUCGCAAUGCAGCUCGUUCUCGGCGGGGUAAAGAGAACUUUGAGUUCUUCGAGCUGGCGAAGAUGCUUCCCCUCCCCGGGGCGAUUACCAGCCAGCUGGACAAGGCCUCCAUCAUCCGCCUCACCAUCAGUUACCUGCACAUGAGACACUUUGCCAGCCAGGGAGACCCACCCUGGAGCCCUCUAAUGGAGGGAGAGAACAACUGCAACAAGGUACGAAGAACAAGUCAUUCGUUGGUCACUGACAUAUUUGAACAGCACAUGGGAGCUCAUCUACUGCAGUCUCUGGAUGGAUUUGUGUUCGUGGUCAGUCAAGAAGGCAGAUUUCUGUAUAUCUCAGAGACUGUGUCCAUCUACCUUGGCCUUUCACAGGUGGAGUUGACUGGCAGUAGCGUGUUCGAUUACAUCCACCCUGCGGAUCAUGUCGAGAUGGCAGAACGUCUUGGCAUUAGGCCACACCUCCGAGCCGAGGCAGGCUGUCAAACGUCCCAUGAGAGUGCUUCAAGCUCCGCCUCCGCAUCCUCACUGGCUGGCACUCCAGAACCAGCUCCAUCCAGCCCCUGUUCUCCAGUUAGAGAGUUUUCAGAACGUGGCUUCUUCAUCCGGAUGAAAUCCACCCUCACCAAGCGUGGCCUCCAUGUUAAAUCCUCAGGCUAUAAAGUGAUUCAUGUGACAGGUCGGAUUCGGUGUCGGCCAGCCCUGGUGCCAGGCUCCCCCCGCCCCUUGCAUCGGCCAAUGGGAUUGGUUGCCCUGGCGCACACGCUUCCGCCCUCCACGCUGAAUGAGGUGCGCAUGGAAAGUAACAUGUUUGUCUUCCGCGUCAACAUGGACCUGCAGAUCAGCUACUGCGAGAACAGGAUUUCAGAGUAUAUGGACCUGAGCCCAGCUGAGGUGGUUGGCCAAACCUGCUACAACUUUAUCCAUGCGGAAGACCUGGACACCAUCAGACUGAGCCAUGAAGACUUGCUGCGGAAAGGGCAGGUUGUGACGGGGUAUUAUCGGUGGCUGCAGAAGAGAGGAGGCUAUCUGUGGAUUCAGUCCUGUGCCACCGUGUCCAUUAACCACAAAGCGCCCCAUGAGCGUAACGUCAUCUGGGUCAACUAUGUGCUCAGUCGAACAGAGCUGGCAGACAUGCCUCUGGACUUAUCACAACUCCCAGAAAGCCUGAGGGCAGAACGGCUUCAAGCAAGCUCCUCCCCACGUGACACCUCUCCAAAGGCACAAGGCUCCACGGCGACACAGCCAUUGAAAGGCAGGUCCGAGACAGACCACAAAGGGAAGGAACCCUUUUCGCACACUGCUGCCAGCCAAUCAGAGAGCACCAGGAAGAGAUCGCACCAGUCUGACCCUGAAAGUGGUCCUCCCGAGGCGAGGAGGCGGAUUGAAGUGUUUCGUCAGAGAGAAGACAGCCCAUGUACCUCCUCGGACCAAGCCAGCGACAGCGAAGUGGAAGAGGACGAUGAGAGAGUGAGCGAGUGGGACCACAACCCCACCAGCAAACGGGUGAAGAGCGAAGAGGGGGCACUGAAACAAGGCAAUGGGGCCAACGGAGCAGGAAAGAUCCACAACGGCCGCGCUGUGAUCCAGCAUCUUAAGAGCGUGGUGGCCAGUUCUGGGUCGAAUAUUAAGACUGAACAAGAAGUGAUAGGAACAACUCUAGGUGCAGGUUCUGGGAGGCGCUGGAGCCAACCUCAGCACAGCAGUGUAGGAACCAAUGGGAGCAGUCCACCUUCCCAACCUCCAAACUCCACCCCGACAGAAGCUCCACCCAAGGGUCUGUUCAACCCCCCGUCCCCGACUCUGUCUCCACCCAUCUUAGCCUCGUCCCUGCCGAGAGAUGAACGGUCCAUCCACGGGGGGCGCGCUCCAGACUUCGAGCUCCUGCAGAGACUGACUGCGAGUGGGGCUGCGGGACGUGUGCUCUUUCACCCCCUGGCUCUUGGCCCACAGGGGCCUCAGAGUCUCUACGCUCCCAGCACCAUCCGCUACGCCCCACCUGAGAUGCCUACAGCUCACGCUGACGGGCACCACUCGGACCACGUGGUCAAAACUCCCGCUUUCUUUCCCCACCUGCAAAGGAUCGCGUCUCUGCCUCCUUUUAGCGGCUUUUCUCCAGCCGAACCCACCUUUCCUCCAACUCUGCCAUUCUGUAUGAACGGACUGAGGGGGGCGGCAGGAACAGACGAGGAUUGAGGGAGAAAGACAGAAAAAAAUAUGUAAAGGAGAGGCGGAAGAGAUUGUAAAGGACGGCACAACAUUGAGAGAGGAACUACAGAAGAACUUGAGGUUUGUCAAACAGUCUUCCCAGAAUCCUCUCCGGACUUUCCUGCUACUUUGUUAGUGUGUCUUCCUCUCUCUGGACAAGCAGUCAAAGCCAUACUGAACAUAUGAAGGACAUCAUGCAACUUACACAGAGGGGCCAUCAUUGAGGCCCGAACCAUUGGGAAUAUACAGGACCGUCAUUGGGUAGGAGGCUCUUUGAUGCGGAGCGCGUUGCUCGUACUACUAACCUUUUUGGCCCCCAGGACAUGGGCCCACCUAUAUAUAUAUUUUCCAAGUCCCAAUGAAUUUAAGAAACCACACAGGAAUAUGCAAGUAUGGACUAAAGUAGCAUGGCGGAAAUUCCCAAAUAAGACAUUCCUAAGGAAACAAUACAUAAGAAAGCACAGUCCACAGGUCCUUGACUGACAGAGGGAUCGCAGUGAAAAUAAAGAUUAGAACUUUUGAACAGUGUAGAAUUUUCAUUUUUGUAAAAAAAAAAAGAAUUGUCUUUAAACAUCUAAAAAGAAUCACUUGAAAAAAUGAUAAAUUCAAGGUCAUAGCCAUAUAUAGACAACACCGAGUUGAAAGACUUCAUACGUGCAAAGGCCCCAAAAGAUGUUUUUUUUUCUUUUCCCACAAGUCAUGAGCAAAUAUCAUGGCCUAAUCUUCCUAUAAGAAAUUUGGGGGCUUUUGGGGGGUUGUGGGCGGGGUGGGUGUGGUUAAGUGUGUCUAUUUGUCAUGUAUCAUGUCCAAGCACUUAUAGUAUAUUGUUGCAUACACGUAGCACUUCAUCCAUGGCCAGACAUUCUAGUUCUAAACCCACAGGAAUUACGUUUACAGCUUUUGUGGCAGAAAUGUGAAGAUUCUGGGAACCGAAGUGUGUAGAACAUUGCCUGUUAUAUAAAGGUGUAAUGUUUUAUUUAAAAAAAAAAAAGUAAAAUGCUGAUUGGAAGAAUAUCACAAACCCUAUUAAACCCAAGUCACAUUUCACUCAAAAAAAAAA
Molecule: messenger RNA, 3742 nt
Organism: Rhinichthys klamathensis goyatoka
Lineage: Eukaryota; Metazoa; Chordata; Actinopteri; Cypriniformes; Leuciscidae
Gene: npas1
Product: neuronal PAS domain protein 1
Exons: 14
Coding region: 358-2670 (770 amino acids)
Biological process (GO): regulation of transcription by RNA polymerase II
Molecular function (GO): DNA-binding transcription factor activity, RNA polymerase II-specific; RNA polymerase II transcription regulatory region sequence-specific DNA binding; protein dimerization activity
Source: RefSeq, a predicted model, not a curated record